AUGCCCCACCCCGUGCCUGUUCUCCCCCCUCUUCAGGUGGUGGAGCGCACGCUGCGCCUGUGGAACCAUCACUACAUCAAGGCUCUCGUGGCUCGGAAUCACACCACCAUCAUGCCCCUCAUCUUCGCUGCCAUCAUGCGCAACAUCAAUCGCAAGUGGAAGCACUGGUGGGACAGCAAGCAAGGACUGCCUAUGGCUGUAGCGCGGACUGCCUAUGGCUGCAGCACGGACUGCCUAUGGCUGCAGCACGGACUGCCUAUGGCUGCAGCACGGACUGCCUAUGGCUGCAGCACGGACUGCCUAUGGCUGCAGCACGGACUGCCUAUGGCUGCAGCACGGACUGCCUAUGGCUGCAGCACGGACUGCCUAUGGCUGCAGCACGGACUGCCUAUGGCUGCAGCACGGACUGCCUAUGGCUGCAGCACGGACUGCCUAUGGCUGCAGCACGGACUGCCUAUGGCUGCAGCACGGACUGCCUAUGGCUGCAGCACGGACUGCCUAUGGCUGCAGCACGGACUGCCUAUGGCUGCAGCACGGACUGCAUGUGGCUGUACCAUUACAUGCUUGUCUGUCCUUGCCAACUUAACCCUCUCCCAUCGCAUCUCCUUUUGCUUCUCCCACAUAACCCCACUUCUCCAUCGUCUCUCCAAUUGCUCACCCUCAACAACCCCCCCCUCCUCUCCAUCCUCUCCUGCUCUGCUCACCCUCAUAUCCCCCCUCCUUACUCUCCUCUCCGCCCUUGUCUCUCUCCUCUCCCCCCUCCAAUCACUCCUCUCCCCCUCCUCUCUCCCCUCUCCUCCUCCUUUCACUCCUCUCCCGCUCCUCUCUCUCCUCCCCCCUCUUCUUUCUCCUCUCCCCUUCUUCUCUCUCCUCUCCCCCUCCUCUCUCUCCUGUCCCUCUCCUCUCUCUUCUUCCCCCCUCUCUCUCCUCUCCCCAUUAGAGAUGAGCAUUUGCCCCGCUUGGGUUGGGCCGGCCCGACCCGACCCGUGGUUUAGCACGGGUCGGGGCAGUGGUUUCAUUUUCCUGCCCCGUCGGGUCGGGUCGGGUCGGGUCGGGUCGGGUCGGGCCAGGCCAUUUGCUCAUCUCUACGCCCCAUCCUCUCUCUCAUCCCUCCUUUCUCUUGCCUCCCCCUCCUCUCUCCCCCCUCCCCAUCGUCUCUCUCCUCUCCCCCUCCUCUCUCUCCUCUCCCCCUCCUGUCUCUCCUUUCCCCUUCCUCUCUCUCCUAUCCGCAUGCUCUCCCUCUCCACUCUACUUCAUCUUCCCCGUCCCCUCCCUCCUUACCUCCACUGCGCAGACAGACUUUGA
Molecule: messenger RNA, 1305 nt
Organism: Closterium sp. Naga37s-1
Lineage: Eukaryota; Viridiplantae; Streptophyta; Zygnematophyceae; Desmidiales; Closteriaceae
Source: the annotation of a GenBank genome assembly